AUGAAAGCGCUCAUGUUAUUGGCUUCAACACUGGACGACUGGGAAGACGCGAACAACUGUCACGUGGAGGCGGAGACCCUGUGGCGUGUACAUAGGCGUCGGCAUCCAGAGGGCGAGAACGCUGCGCUCGACAUGUACAUGGACGAGCUGCGCGAAUUCUUAGACGAAGUGGGUGUCGAGUUGGAGCGGACUAAGUCUGGAGACUACGACCCGGAAAAUGACGUGGAUGACAACAUCGCGGCGCAUGAGGAGCAUGUGAAGGAUGCGACCGACGCCAUGGAGACCCUUCAAAUGACCGACAAUGAGAUGGAAGAUUAA
Molecule: messenger RNA, 318 nt
Organism: Alternaria metachromatica
Lineage: Eukaryota; Fungi; Ascomycota; Dothideomycetes; Pleosporales; Pleosporaceae
Exons: 2
Coding region: 1-318 (105 amino acids)
Source: RefSeq, a predicted model, not a curated record